GGACACUCCAAUUCGUGCUUCGAGGCACGGCUGUGGAUAUCAUGGACAGACGCCAGCGCCCCAUUCCCUCCCCCUCCUCCGCAGAUUUGACCUCAAGGAUCGAGACAGCCUCGCGUGAACCCCCAACACUCACGUACAUUUCCUGCACUCGCAUAUUGCCGUUCAAUUUACUCGGUUCGGACGAUGGUGGCGAUUGUGCUGACCGUCACGGCGUGUUUGAUGGCGCGCUCGCGAGCGCUCGUUGUGAAAGGCGAGGGCGACGCCCUGACGACCGAGCUCGCGGAGGAGGUGCUGGCCAACCCCGAACAGGACUUGCCGCCCCCCUGGGACGUCAUCGUCAACACCCCGUCUGACAGAGACGUUGGCACCGUCACGGAGCACCCAUUCGCGCCGGCCUACGAGCUCGAGGUGGCCGAGAGCUCUCUCGAGACCACAGGCACGCCUGCGGUCGCCAUCCGUAGGAUCCUCGUGGCGGAGACCAGAAACGCCACGCAGCCGCCCCCGAGCUACCGCACGGGGGGCGUCGGGGGCCGGGCCGUGAGGCACCUGAACGGGGUGGAGAACCCGACGGGCGCCACGACGGUCUGGGGGUGGCAGAGGCACAGGUACUUUGCCCUGAAGGCCUGGAUGGACACGAAGGGCGACGCAGAUCUGAUGGCCGUCCACGCCAGCGGAGACCCAGGUCUUGUUUGCUGGUUGCGACGAGAGCACCGUCCUCUCGAAGUACAACCAGAUCAUCGCAGCGAACGGCGGCACGCAGACGAUUGUCAUGGCCGCCGAGGUGAGCCCUCUGCAUGCGGACAUGGGGGCUUCUUACGAGCUGAGGGCCUCUGUUGUCGAUGCACUCAGGACCGGGUGCCUGACUGCUGAAGGUGUUGCAACCGACUGGGCCACAAUUCACGCCGCUUGCUCCACCGGGUAUUGUGACAGUCCGCCCAAGUAUCAGUUCGCAAACCCGAGCUUCAUCAUGGGCCCUGUCGGGGAUAUUAAAGAGAUGCUUGCUGAUAUGCCCACCUGGGCCGACACAGAGAAUCGCCUGAUCAACCAGUAUUACCUCCGUAACACCGACAAGGUCGCUCUCGAUUUCGCUGGCGUUUUGGUGAUGUCUCUACACAACAUGAAGCUUGAAGACACGACCACUGGUAUCCCCGUCGAAGUGGAAGUCGUUUCGGGAAGCAAGGUCAUUAAAAACAAGGUGACUGGGAACCCCGUGUGCUUCGUGCAUGGCACCGGAACUUCAUUCAGCACACUCAAAGGGCUUGCGCAGGAGUUGCUCUCGUGAGGUCACGCUGACGAGGUGCUCAUGGCUCGAUAUGGUACAUCCGUUGUUCCUUGAAGAUUAUUUAUUUGUGUUGUUUCAAUGUUUUCACGGUGGCGGAUAUUGCUCUCUCGCUUCAGAAGCAAUAUCGACUGGGUUCUGUGCUGCUUCCUUUUGCUCUGCACGGUUGUUGCAGUCACCUCCCAUGUCGCGUCCGUAUCGACGUUCCGAUUUGCUCAUUGCGCACGGCUGCGAGGUCGACCACCAAGUGCGAACCAAAAAGUAGUCAGCAUUUGCACUGCACCGCGCGAAUGUAGUAGCAUCAGCCGCAGCAGCAGUUGCAGCAGUAGUAACAGUAGUUGGCCACGGUCGCACAUAGGCAAAUGUGCCCAACAUGGUCUUUUUGUUUUCACAUCAGGCUGAUCUGCCCAGGUAACCCCGCCACCAUUGUGAAGCCUGUGCUGAUUGCUUCAAUUGUUUUGGCUUCGCUCACUUCCAGGGAGGGUCCAAACCGUUGACACGCUAUGUUCGACUGGUCCGACAGAGGUUGAGGUUCGGCAUCGGUUCGGCUCCGCCUCACUUGAGGCCCAGGGGCGGCCCGAGGUGUCACCACGAGAGCGUCCAAGGUCCGAGCGGCCCCGAGGGUCGCAGGAGCUGCCACUCUGCGAGCCAGCCGGCACGACGGCUCGGGGCCUUCUUGGGGGCCGGCCUGGAGCCGCGGGUCUCUGCCGCAGCCCUUCGCGGGUGGCGUGCCGGAGCGCCGAGCGCCCCCUCCUGCCCUCGGCGUGCUCGUCGUCCCAGCCCCGCGCGCACCUGCCGCGCAGGUGCGAGCAGAGGUGGUGGUUUGGGGGCUGUGCAGCGAGGCAUUCUCGGCACCCCCACAGUCGAGACGUUGAUCAGGAGGGGAAAAAAAGCACACAGGCACCAUGAAU
Messenger RNA from Prorocentrum cordatum, 2190 nucleotides. NCBI's taxonomy places the organism in Eukaryota, Dinophyceae, Prorocentrales, Prorocentraceae. The record is from the annotation of a GenBank genome assembly.